Molecule: messenger RNA, 939 nt
Organism: Aspergillus nomiae NRRL 13137
Lineage: Eukaryota; Fungi; Ascomycota; Eurotiomycetes; Eurotiales; Aspergillaceae
Exons: 1
Coding region: 1-939 (312 amino acids)
Biological process (GO): protein phosphorylation
Molecular function (GO): protein kinase activity; ATP binding
Source: RefSeq, a predicted model, not a curated record
AUGGAAGAUGUUUGUAAUGACGACGACCUUGAUGUUUCCGAAGAGGCAGAGCAAGAUCUACAAGACUGGGCUAUGGAGCCCUUCCUUGAGAUCUUUGAAAAACUGGAGCCCUGCUCGAAUCAACAGCAGAUGACACUCCAGGACUACCUUUCCCCUGAGACUUAUCGAUAUCAAGUAUAUGGCCAAGACGGUAAACUACAGCCGUUCUUAGACUAUAAUGUUCCUCCGAGCCAAAUCUCAGAUGGCAUUUUUGUUGACCAAAGCAAACUAUCAUCACAGUGGCAUUCGUUCCGACCAAAGGAUAUCAAAAUUGAAUGCCCAAGUAUGGUUGAAUCACUGUCUCAGUUCCCAAGAAAGGUCUCUGCUGCUGGAACUGUUUAUCACUUCAAACCUGUAUAUUCAGGAAACCAGCCUGCUGCUCUACGAGAAAUCGACAUCUAUAGGAAGCUGGACGAUAUUCUGCCCUGUGAUGAGAUCAGAGUUCCGGCUUUGCAUGCUGUUGUUCGAGAUGAAAGCGGCUCAGUACUAAUUGGGCUUCUUCUCUCGUGGAUUGAAUGCGGAACUGAGAACUUGGAAUGCAUUCUGAUGUCAGAGAUGCCUUUAUCAUCAAGCUUAAGAGAGAAGUGGCGAAUGCAAAUUACCACAACUGUGACAAAACUACACGAGGCUGGUAUUGUCUGGGGCGACGCUAAGGCCGCGAAUAUCUUGAUUGACAGCAAAGACAAUGCUUGGAUAAUCGAUUUCGGAGGCGGUUUUACAGAGGGCUGGGUCGAGAAAUCUCAGAUGGACACAAUCGAGGGCGAUUUGACAGCUCUUGUCAUAAUUGAAGAACUUCUGCAGCCAGAAAAGACCCAAAAGAAGCGAGCCCUUGAAGAGAGCGAUGGCACUCAGGCAACCAAGAAACCAUUCGAGGUUCGCGUGGAUGCGGUGGACUGUUGA